AUGGAGGUGAUUCGGCACGCCGCCCAGAACUUCAGUCGGCGGGUUCAACAGCCUGUUAAGGUCUUCCAUGACGGUUUUCGCGAGAAAUAUCGAAUGUGUCCAGUUCCUGCUGGCAACAAUGCCAACCUCGAUUCAUAUGGUCUCUGUUGUUUUGAUUGCGACAUGUCGGACCCGAAGUUCCCAGAGUCAAGGCCUAAUACCGCUCCAUCCAAUAUAUCCGAUGGCGGUGGCAUCCGCAUCCCACGUCCACGCAACAGUUGGAUUCUCUACCGCCAACACAAGUCAAAUCAACUUAAGAAAGACUUCCCGGGAAUGACUGCGUCUGAGCUUUCUACUGUGAUAUCUUCCCUCUGGAAGUCCGAAUCAACGACCGAGAAAGCAAUUUGGCAGCGGAGAGCUCGGGAGGAAGACCGUCUGCACAAAGAGAAGUAUCCUGGAUACAAAUACACUGCAAAGAGGUCUUCCUCAAAACGGAAGCAAAGCGAGAUCUCUAGAAACUAG
Molecule: messenger RNA, 501 nt
Organism: Drechmeria coniospora
Lineage: Eukaryota; Fungi; Ascomycota; Sordariomycetes; Hypocreales; Ophiocordycipitaceae
Product: MAT1-1-3
Exons: 4
Coding region: 1-501 (166 amino acids)
Biological process (GO): negative regulation of transcription by RNA polymerase II; cell differentiation; anatomical structure morphogenesis
Molecular function (GO): DNA-binding transcription factor activity, RNA polymerase II-specific; RNA polymerase II cis-regulatory region sequence-specific DNA binding
Source: RefSeq, a predicted model, not a curated record